Diabrotica virgifera virgifera (western corn rootworm) is the source of this 1614-nucleotide messenger RNA. RefSeq names its product transcription factor E2F5. Gene Ontology annotation, cellular component: RNA polymerase II transcription regulator complex. Bases 133 to 1515 code for a protein of 460 amino acids. The record is from RefSeq and is a predicted model, not a curated record. Gene Ontology annotation, biological process: regulation of transcription by RNA polymerase II. The transcript has 8 exons. NCBI's taxonomy places the organism in Eukaryota, Metazoa, Arthropoda, Insecta, Coleoptera, Chrysomelidae. Gene Ontology annotation, molecular function: DNA-binding transcription factor activity, RNA polymerase II-specific; RNA polymerase II cis-regulatory region sequence-specific DNA binding; protein dimerization activity.
AACAAGCAUGUUAGUGUACCUGUCAACACAAAAUUAAGAUAAAAAGCACUUAAAGAAAGUAUAAUUACUGAAAAAAAAGAAAUACUAAAAUAAAGAAGAACGUGCCUUAAUUGUUUUUAAUCGAUUAUUAUUAUGAUCUCUGCACGAAAAGGAACAACGAAGCGGUGUUGUUAUGGAGUGUGUAAGAGUGAUACACGCUAUAAAUCAUUUAAAGACAAUACAUAUUAUUUUAUAAGUUUUCCAAAGCCUUGUUUGGAAUAUCGUAAAAAAAAUAUUAAAGCACCAGUGAAGAUACAUAUUAAAACAUGUUUACAAUGUGCGAAAUGUAAUUUAUGGGUAAAAAAAUGUGGCCGAGGUGACAGUGGUUUUAGGUCGAUUGAUGAUGUUACUAAAGAUACUUAUAUUUGUUCACUACAUUUUUAUGGAGAGAGUGGCCCAACAGAAAUGAAUCCAGAUCCUCUAAGCUGCCAAGAAUUUCAUGACAUUGAAAAGUUAAUUAGUAAGGCGGUUAAAAUAAGAACUACUUUAAUGGAAAAGUAUAAAACAGAUAAUUUGGAAGAAGAAAAUGAACCUGAUAAAAUUGAUAUGAACAUGGAAACCAUUGAUGAUCAGUUAAACAUGGGAGAACAUUCACAUAGUAGAUUUGAGAAAUCUCUUGGAUUGUUAACGACAAAGUUCGUAGGUCUGUUAAAAAGAGCGACAGGUGGUGUACUGGAUCUUAAAGUCGCUGCUGAUUUGCUGGCUGUUAGGCAAAAAAGGAGAAUUUAUGAUAUAACUAACGUAUUAGAAGGAAUCGGAUUAAUAGAAAAGAAAAGCAAAAACAGUAUUCAAUGGAAGCCUUACACAAGUAAGUAUCUACCUGGAUCAGACACUGAAGAAUUUUCCUCCAAGAUAUCUGAAUUAAAAAAGAAAGUAGCGAAAUUAAAUGAUUAUGAGCGUGAGCUGGAUCUACAUAAACUAUGGAUUGAACAAAGUAUAAGGAACACUACUGAAGACUUAGAAACUAGGCAAUAUUUAUAUUUAACAGAUGAAGAUUUUUCAAAUCAGUUUAGCAGUAGUGACACAGUUGUGAUAGUUAAUGCACCUGUAAAUAAUAGUAGCGUAACAUUUGAAAAUGUAGAAGAUUCAUUCCAGCUACAUUUCAACUCAAGUACAACACCUAUAACCACAAGACUUUUGGGAGAGGUUCCUAAAGAUGAUCAGGGAAAUUCUAAAAAAAGGAAAAGGCUUUUAAUACAAACAGAAGAUGAUUCAAACUCAUCGGACUUAAAAUUUAUCGACGAGGAGGAUUCAGAUAUAGUUACUGCUCAAAUAUUGUUUAAGAAACAUAAAAGUAGUUACUACAGUCAAAAUAAAAGGACAGUAGAUCAAGAUCUGGACGUUCAUAGUCCGUUUGUUACGUUGAGUAAUACAUCAUUUCACCAGGAUUAUAACUUUGGUCUUCUAGAAACUGAAGGUGCUACCGAUCUAUUUGACGAAAUUAUUUCGUCGAGCGUGGUUGAAUUUACAGCGUGACUCUUUUUGGAUAUAGUUUUAUAAUUUAUACUUUCUUUUGUAUAAGACAAUGUUAUGUUAAAGAUAAUUAUUAUAUUGAAUAAAAAUUGAUCAUGUUUU